AUGAAUCGAUAGUUAUUUCACGUGUUCCUAAUCACUCUGAAAUCAGAGGCGAAGUUCAGAACUGUCCUAGUUUUUACGCGGAAAUGCCUGCAAUUAGAAAAGGCGACAGAUUGCCCAGUGUGAUCUUAUACGAAGCUCUACCGGAAAAUCGAAGAAAUAUUCUGGAUCUGGUUGCUAAUAAGAAAGCCAUCAUCUUUGGAGUCCCUGGAGCUUUCGUUCCAGGAUGUUCUAGGGUCCAUCUCAGAGGAUUUAUCGAAAAAUCGACAAACCUGAAAUUCUUUGGCUUUGAAGAGAUAAUCUGCGUGUCUGUGAAUGAUCCAUUCGUGAUGUCUGCUUGGGGAAAUGCCAAAGGAGCAAAUGAUAAGGUGAGGAUGCUGGCAGAUCCCACGGCAUCAUAUACCAAAGCCAUAGGAAUGGACGUGGAUAUCCCGGAAUUGGGAGGCACCAGGAGUAGAAGAUACUCCAUGGCUACCGUGAAUGGCAUUGUAAAAGAAUUAUUCAUAGACGCACCCGAUGUGAAACUUAUGUGCUUACAAACAGAUGGUGUUCCUACAUAUUGUACUUAGCAUAGGUGUAGCAGCAUAAGAA
This is a messenger RNA of Bombus impatiens (common eastern bumble bee), 588 nucleotides long. RefSeq names its product peroxiredoxin-5, mitochondrial-like. Gene Ontology annotation, molecular function: thioredoxin peroxidase activity. Gene Ontology annotation, cellular component: mitochondrion; peroxisome; cytoplasm. The record is from RefSeq and is a predicted model, not a curated record. The transcript has 3 exons. Lineage: Eukaryota; Metazoa; Arthropoda; Insecta; Hymenoptera; Apidae. Bases 84 to 566 code for a protein of 160 amino acids. Gene Ontology annotation, biological process: cell redox homeostasis; cellular response to oxidative stress; hydrogen peroxide catabolic process.